AAGGUACGACGAGCACCCCUGUCAAAGUAGAUUCAGCGUCAAAUCAUUGGAAUGAGUAUAACGGUUCGUGUAGAAACUAAAAAUAUGGCAAUGUAAACACAUUAUUUCUCUCAGUCGACUGAGUCAUUUGCUGUCAAAAAAUUGAGUGUAAGUAAACAUUACGAAAACAUUUGCAACUAAAAAAUGCAAACUAAAAUGGUCAUUUUGGUUUCGUCCUUAUUUAGGCGAAUGAAAAGAAAAAAGUUGUGUAAGAUUCAUAAAGGGGAUAAAUAGCUACUUUUCGCUCGCGGGUGUCAGGUCAAAACGAAAUGAUAAACAUGUCAUUGCACUCUUCCGAAAAGCUGUCUGUCACCAGUCGGUUAUCAUCAACAGUUUUCUGAAUCGCCAGUGGUAUAGCACAGUAUGUCAAAUAUCACACGACAGACGUUCUAGGAACAAUGGCUGCUCGAUGAUUGUUGUCGGACAAACAUCUUGAUUUAACAUUAGUCUUUCCAAUUAAAACCUUUCGAGACAACAUUUUGACACAUUCGGUGGAAACUGUGUCUGGUUAAAUGAGAAAAAAAAAGGUUGAAAACAUUGUCUACUCACCAAGAUAUCCAAAUCGAAUCUCAGCCAAAGCCGGUUUGGGGAAAACGAGUCUGCAAUGUCCCAUGUUUUGACUAAGUAGCGGCCAGCAGUUUCUGUGUUAGAGAUCACUAACAUUCGUAGCGCUGCUGUAGCGCCAUGUUUGUGCUAUAACUCGAAUUUUUGUUAACUCGAAAUGUGGCAUUCAACGAAACGGUAUCAUUUAUAAACUGUAAAAAGCAGUCAUUCUCAUAGAACUGGCGUGAAAGAACCCGAGUAAAUCUGGAGGUGAACUGGAGUAAAAGCUAGUAAAUCUCGAGGUGUUUUCGGCCUCAUUUCGUGAGAUUGCUCCGAAAGCCUCCGAAAAGUCACAUAGUACAGUGACUGGCCUAAGGCAGUAAGCACAAAAAUUGUGUCCACCAACACCCUUUAGAUUGCAAAUUUCAAACACAAUGAGGCCUAAGCACUACCGCCUCUCAUCAUUAAACCUGAGUACCCGCCCUCGGCUAUUACACUUCUCUAGGUUGACCUACAAUUUGUAUAGAGCAGCGUACACUGUUGAACCGCCCUUAAACUUUCUCUUGUAUUUUUCAGACCUCUUGCGCUAUGCAGCUGUCGGAGUAGCAGCUGGUACUGCCGCUGUGGUUGCUGCUCCACUGGUUCUUGGUGCUGCUGGUUUUGCUGGUGCAGGUGUUGCUGCUGGUUCCAUUGCAGCGGCAACUGUAAAGACUGGAGGUUUGUUUGCAAUGGCUGCCGGCAAUGCUGCCAUUGGUGGGAUUACUGGAGGGAUUGCAGCCUUAGGAGCAAAGAUGUUUGACAGUUUUGUAGAUAUCAAGCUGUUGAUAUGUGGAAGUGGCAGUGAAGCCCACGCAUUUGCCGGUAUUGCCUCAUCUGUGAAAGGAACAGAUGUUCGAGUUUUUAGUUUAAACCAAGAUGAAGCAGAUUACUGGUUUGCUGCAAUGCAUAAAAACGACCUCAAGGUUACUUUUCAUCGAAAGGGAGAAGAACCAACUUGUAUUACAUCUAGACUUCCGCUAGCAACGAGUAAUCCAGAGGAUGCCAUGCAAGAUAUUGAUAUCGUGGUCUUUGUGCUGCCGGCAUUUGCCCAUCAAGUUCUUCUGUAUACCUUGAAACCUUACUUCAAACCUGGCACAAUAAUAGUCGGCCUACCAGGUACUCCAGGGUUUGAGUACCAGGUACUUCACGUACUGGGUGAAGUAGGACAGCAAUGCACGAUCAUGAAUUUUGAAUCAUCACCCUGGGUCUCCUGUAUCUCUGACUUCAGUGUUGGGUGUGAGGUUCUUGGCACCAAGGAGACCCUAUUGGGAGCCAUCAAGCAAGGAAAAGGUGUUGCUCCCAAGAAAGACCCAGCUUCCACACUACAAUAUCUCCUGGGUCCCCUCCCUAAACUUAACGUCUCUGGUCACCUAUUGGGCGUUCAGUUGAUGAGCGUCAAUGCGUACCUGCACACGUCAAUACUAUAUGGUCAAUGGGAGGGGUGGCAGGGGAAACCAGUUGAUGAACCACCUCUGUUCUACAAUGGCCUAACUGAGCCAACAGCGGACCUGCUGUCCAGUAUAUCAGAUGAGAUUGUAAGCAUCGCCAGGGUCAUUGAGUUGAAGACUGAAGCUGACUUGUCUCAUGUUGUACACAUUCAUCUAUGGCUUGUGCGACGUUAUUCUCAUGACAUCUCAAAUAAGUCGACCCUUUACAAGGCAAUACAGACCAAUGCUGCCUUUCAAGGAAUCAAGCAUCCAGUCAAGACAACUGAAGACGGCAAAUUCUUGCCAGAUUUCACGCACCGCUACAUCACGGAGGAUGUCCCAUAUGGCCUGGUCGUCAUCCGGGGUAUUGCAGAAAUUGUCGGAGUUCAGACGCCGAAUAUUGACAAGGUGCUUACAUGGUGUCAGGAGAAAAUGGGCAAAGAAUAUCUCGUGAACUCAAAACUGCAAGGAAAAGAUGUUGGCUUAUCCACAGCACCGCAGAGAUAUGGAUUCAUAACUCUUGAGUCCAUCUUGUGAAGCUAUCUAAACAUUCGACACGUCCGUAGACCAAGAAAGCAGGAAGUUCAAUAUUGCUUAAAAAGAUAAUAGGCUCUGUUUAGCGCGGAAAUAUGCGAGCAGUUUUCCGAGAAAAUCUGUGAGUAGACUGCUGGCAGUCGAAAUUCAGCAGGGGUCAUGAGGCGAGACGCUAUUGCCUAAAGGGGAAUGGGACGAGACUUGGGCGUGGCACGCACACCAUACCGCCCUUUUGCGUUCGCGUUGGCUAAACACUCACCUAAAUGGCCCUAAGAGAACAAACCGGCUGCCGGCAGUCUAAUCUGUGAGCUAGAAAUGUAGAACACCCGAGGAAUGCCUUAUCUGGACUACACAGGGACGUAAUGGUCUGGCUUCGCUGCCCUGAACUGGGAAUACAAUUUGAUGUGCGUUUGUCCUAAACAUUGCCUGAACCCGUCCUAAUCAAGGUAUGGUUUCACGAUUGCCAACGUUAGGUAUGAUUCAUCCAGUACUCAGUAUCCUUCAGUAUCCUUCAGUUCUAGUCAAGGGGUUCUAGAAUAGCGGGUGUUGGGUGUUCCAGCGUAGGGUAGGUAUUUAACGUUGUAAUUGUCCAAUCAAGCUACCCCCAUCUCCAAAUACAUUACUUGCAAACAAUUUCGGACGCUCGCAUUUGGGACGUUUUAUUUCGGACGUUUUAUUUUAGGACACUUUUAUCUCACUUUGGACAAAUUUCGGACAAAAAUUUCGGACAAUUCGGUAACAUAGCCAACGUAAAUUUACUCCUAAAAACACGUUUUAGACGGGAACAACAUCUGUGAAAAUGAUAGUUUUACUGCACCCUCAGGGUAAGAGAAAUUCUAUCAAGCUGUUACGUAUCUCAAGCAGUGUCAAGUAGAAUUCGCUCCAUAAAGGAAACUAGCCUUUUAGGAACUAUGUAAACAUCUUAUACUGUACUGUAAAUAUUUGGGACGCUAAAAAAAUUUCGGACGGUUUUAUUUUCGGACACCUUUUUGUGCGAAAUUAAAAUCGUCCCAACCUUUUUGCAAGUAAUGAACGUAAAUGUAGCAUAAAAAAAGAAUGAUUCUUUAACUUGCAAGAUUUGUAUGAAACUCAUUGGAAAUAGUUCUUCAAAACCAGCGAAUAGAUCAGGGCCGUAGCAACGCAAUUUUGUCGGGUUGAGAAGGGGUGGAGUCUGGAGGGGUCAGCUUAUCGGCCUGCUAAACCAAAAGGCUCAUAAAGGUAUAGGAGUGGGCAUUUUGGCUUUCUUGAAAGUUACUGUUUAUGUUAGCAAUGUAUGGGAUUUGUAUAGAUAAUAGAUUUCUGUCUGUAAGACCCCAUUGUUCGAUAUGCUAUUUAACAUAAAAGCAUUUGUAUUGAGAUUUGUAGCGUCAAAGAUUACGAAUGGUUGAUGUAAGUCUCAUAGAAAUAAGGAUAAACAACGAAAUAACAUUUAUGAAAAGGGCAUUGCUGCAAUGCAUAUAUAAUGUAUAACCCUAAACCCUUCACUUGGGACAAAUGUAAACUAACAAAUAAUAUAUUAAGCUGUAAAAAUAAAAAGCAACCGGAAUGGAGA
Orbicella faveolata is the source of this 4134-nucleotide messenger RNA. RefSeq lists its product as uncharacterized. The record is from RefSeq and is a predicted model, not a curated record. Gene Ontology annotation, molecular function: oxidoreductase activity. Lineage: Eukaryota; Metazoa; Cnidaria; Anthozoa; Scleractinia; Merulinidae.